This is a messenger RNA of Tachyglossus aculeatus (Australian echidna), 990 nucleotides long. RefSeq names its product basic proline-rich protein-like. Bases 1 to 990 code for a protein of 329 amino acids. NCBI's taxonomy places the organism in Eukaryota, Metazoa, Chordata, Mammalia, Monotremata, Tachyglossidae. The record is from RefSeq and is a predicted model, not a curated record. The transcript has 10 exons.
AUGCCCCUGCCCCUGAUGCGAAGCCCCACCCCUGGCCCGAGGCCCCGCCCCUGGCGUGAGGUCCAGGCUCAGGUCCCGCCCCCUGACGUCAGGCCCCCGCCCCUGACCGCGAGGACCCGCCCCUGGCGCGAGGUCCAGGCUCAGGCCCCGCCCCCGGUACUAGGCCCCGCCCGUGACGUCAGGUCCCAUCCUUGUCGUCAGGCCCCUCCCCCUGACGUUAGGCUCCGCCCCCUGGCGCUAGGCCCCGCCCUCCGGCGCGAGGCUCCGCCCCCUGGCGCGAGGUCCAGACUCAGGCCCCGCCCCCUGACACUAGGCCCCGCCCCUGACGCCCCGCCCCUGACGUCAGGCCCCAGCGGUGACGUCAGGCCCCUGCCCCUGGCCCCAGCCGUGCGUCAGGCCCCUCCCCCUGACGUUCGGCUCCGCCCCCUGACGCGAGGCCCCGCCCCUGGCGCGAGGUCCAAGAUCGGGCCCCGCCCCCUACCACUAGGCCCCGCCCCUGACGUCAGGCUCCGCCCCCUGGUUCGAGACCCCGCCCUCUGGCGCUUGGUCCUGGCUCAGGCCCCGCCCCCUGACACUAGGCCCCACCGCUGGCGUCAGGCCCCUCCCCUUGAUGCUCUGCCCCCUGGCGCGAGGGCCCGCCCCUGGCGCGAGGUCCAGGCUCAGUGCCCGCCCCCGGCACUAGGCCCCGCCCGUGACGUCAGGACCCACGCUGUCGUCAGGCCCCUCCCCCUGACCCAGGCCCCCCUGACGCUAGACUCCGCCCCCUGUCGCGAGGCCCCGCCCCCUGCCCCUGGGCCCCGCCCUGACGUCAGGCCCCCAGCCGUGACGUCAGCCCCUCCCCCUGAUAGGCCUCGGGCCCCCGCCCGUGACGUCAGGCCCCCUCCGCCUGACGUCAGGCCCCUCCCCCUGGCGCGAGGCGCAGCCCCAGGCCCCGCCCCCCGGGCCCGGCGGGCGGGAACCGGGCGGCGCCCGCGGGGAGGAGGAGCCUGA